Cladophialophora yegresii CBS 114405 is the source of this 3285-nucleotide messenger RNA. RefSeq lists its product as uncharacterized. The transcript has 2 exons. Gene Ontology annotation, biological process: retrograde transport, endosome to Golgi; Golgi to vacuole transport. Bases 1 to 3285 code for a protein of 1094 amino acids. Gene Ontology annotation, cellular component: GARP complex. NCBI's taxonomy places the organism in Eukaryota, Fungi, Ascomycota, Eurotiomycetes, Chaetothyriales, Herpotrichiellaceae. Gene Ontology annotation, molecular function: syntaxin binding. The record is from RefSeq and is a predicted model, not a curated record.
AUGGCGUCUCCCAUACGGCCUGGCUCAUCCCAGGGUACAUUUGGCUCGCCAGUAGCCACUUCUCCUGCGACCGAAUACCCCUUUCCGACCACGCCACAGAGAAGACUUGGUGGUCCUAGGAACGAUCUGCGACGCAUUUCGACGUCGAGCUCAGUCACAAGCAUCGGUGGCACUCUUGAUUCUGCAUCGGGAAAGGAGAAUGCAAUCACAGAGAUCGGGCAGAAUGCUAUCUCAACCCUCCUGCAGCACCCAAUUGUCCACACUGGACUGCGGGCGAACCCCCCGCCAAGCUCCGGCUACAAAGCGCCUGGCCCUCGAGAAAUACCUCCUGUAGCCCUAACAAACAUCCCCCACAUCGAAGCCAAAGCCUUCCAUCCGUAUCUCUCUCAGGUUGGGUCACUCUACGAAGCUUUUCAAAGAGCCAAAAAUGAAGGAGAAGGGGAGACGUCACUCUUUCACCGAGACAAGAAGGACACCAAAAAUGAAGAAUGGGAAGCCAUCCUGGCCAAACGGCUACAACGUCCCGGUCAUUCUCGGGCAGGGUCGAUGAGCUCAACAGCAUCAACGCCGAUUGAUUCUCACCAGCCGAAGAGGAGACAGAGUGGCCAACGAAGGCAAGCUGUCACGCCAUUGUCGACAAUACCAUCCGUCUAUACUGAAGAAGAUUUCCACCUCGAGAACCCAAGGACGUUCGACAUUGUCUCCGAGAACUCGGAAAUCGUUCGUGACCCUAGCGGAGCACCUAGUGGGAGGAAGUCUCUGGCCACAAAUGCAAUUCUGCAAGAAAAGCUGUCGUGGUAUAUGGACACAGUCGAGGUACACUUGAUCAACUCGAUUUCCACCGCGUCGAAAUCUUUCUUUUCCGCCUUAGGAUCUCUACGAGAACUUCAUAACGAGGCUGCGGACUCGGUCGACCGUAUUCAAAAGCUACGAAAAGAGCUGGCCAGGCUUGACAAGGAAAUGGCAAUAGAUGGGCUCAAGGUGGUCAAUUUGAAGCAACGUCGUGACAACGUCCGUCAACUGGCCCAGGCAAUUAUGCAAUUGGAAGACAUUGUGAAGUCAGUACAAACUUGUGAAGCAAAUGUCGAAAAAGGCGAAAUUGAGGAGGCUUUGGAUGGUCUUGACGAGGUUGAACUACUCAUGACUGGCAAGGAGAGCAGGAUCAAUAGCAACGAAGGCCCCGCUCGAUAUCAGCGGCGCGAUCUGCGCCGAAUCAGGGCGUUGGAGGGAGCUUUCGAUGACUUGCGACAGCUGCGCCAUACGGCUGGUCGAGGUUACGAGGCACGCUUUCACACUAGCCUCCUCACCGAUAUUCGACGGCAUGUCGAGCAAACAGAGACCGGCGUGACACUACAGCGGUGGGGCGUGGCAUAUACGAGGACAAGGCCGGGACAGCGGAGAGCCCCUUCGUCUUUCCACGGUUACAUGAACAUCGCGAAAGAAUUACGAGCUGAACUUGAAGCAGAAAUGAAGGGCCUAUCGAGAGCGAGAUAUACCACUCCUGCAGCCACGAGCUUCAGAGCUGUCGUCCUACGCGAGAUGAAGAGCAUGAUCCGAAAGCGAUUGCCUAGCUCCAACGACGACGACGCGGUAUCGACUGUCUCAGCGUCUACGACAGGUGGCAGGAGCAUGAGUCAACAGGAGAAGUCCUCUAUUCUGGCAAGGAACCUCAGAGCCCUGGAUUCAGACGAUUGGUAUCACAUGCUGGCCACAAUUUAUACCAAUAUCAGCGAAAGCCUGCGCCGGCUGAGUGUACAAGUCAAGAUUUUACUUGACAUUACGAGCAAUUUGCCUGAUUCCAUGCUCAAAUCCCCUCCUAGAACGCCAGAUCCGGCAAGCAUCGACAACGUCACGAGUCCUCAACCCGGCCGCCCUAGGGCUACCAGUUCUGUACAAGCAGAAAUGCAGCAGGUUCUGGACCUUUCGAGCUUGCUGGAUGAGGGUGUUGAUCUUGCUCAAGCACAGAUCACAAAAGUGGUGAAGGUACGCUCGCAACAGAACUCGGAAUUACCGCUACCUGAUUUCCUGAGAUACUUCACUCUCAACAGGCUGUUCGCGGACGAGUGCGAAGCUAUAUCCGGCCGAAGUGGCACAGGUUUGAAAACUGUUCUGGAUGCGCAGAUCAAAGACUUCGUAGCACGCUUUGCAGACUCACAGAAACAUAAUGUUGUUCGAGUCAUGGAUGCUGACAAAUGGGAUGCCAAGGAUUUCGGUGAGCGUGAGAAUGUCAUUCUCAACCGCGUGAUUGAAGGUGGUACCAUGGAUGCUCCUUCGUGGAUUGAGAGUGUGAUGAUAUGGCUGAAACCCGGUGACUGCGCGGAGACGAGUAACGGGACUGCGACAAGUGGCAAUGCUGCUGCUACAGCUAAAGUCCGAAGUGCCAUGAUCGAUGAGCAAAAGUAUAUUCUUCCGGAAUCGGCUAUCGCCAUGCUUCAGUCAAUGGAAAUGUUUCAACACCUGGCAGCUGGUAUCCCCAGCAUGAGUCACGACAUUGCGACCUCGUUGUUGGAAAGCCUGAAGUUGUUCAAUUCUCGAAGCUCUCAGUUGAUCCUGGGUGCUGGCGCCACUAGGAGUGCAGGGUUGAAGAACAUCACUACGAAGCACCUGGCGCUUUCGUCCCAAGCAUUGAGCUUCAUUGUUGCGCUGAUACCAUAUGUGAGGGAGUUCUUCCGAAGGCAUUUGCCCUCGUCAACGGCUCAACAAGUCAUGACCGACUUUGACAAGGUCAAGCGACUGUUCCAAGAACAUCAAAAUGGCAUCCAUGAGAAACUUGUGGAUAUCAUGUCCGGGCGAGCCUCGAUGCAUGUGAAAGCGAUGAAGAACAUCGACUGGGAAGAAGCGGCCAAGAAUAUAUCAGUGCCUGUGUCGCCGUACAUGGAGACGUUGACGAAGGAGACGGGCACAUUGCAGAAAGUGCUAGCCAAGCACCUUCCCGAGCCGGUCGUGGCAGGAAUCAUGAUACCUGUGUUUUCAAGUUACCGAGAGCAGUGGACGGACGCGUACAAAGAUGUGACGAUAAAGUCUGCUGCAGCAAAGGCUAGGUUACUCGCAGACGCCGAAUACUUCAAUUCCCGAAUCAGCAAAAUCGACGGCUCAGGAGACCUCGGAGAGCAGAUCGUCAAGGUUAUUCAAGCGAAGACAAUUUUGAGCACUGUUGCGCCGCCGCAACCUUCAACUGAAGCACCAAGCCACAUAAAAGCACCAGAAGGGAAGACAGAACCCAGCGAACCCAAAGCAACUGCAGAGACCGGAGACGAGCAGAAAAAGGAGGAAGUCAAGGCAUAG